AACUAAGCUACACGAUGUUCAAAUCCAAGCAGUAGGGCUUGGUUAGUGUGUGUGAGUGAGUGUGUUUGUAUGACAAAAAAAAAAAAGUGAGGAAAGGAAAAUUGAAUUGAGAAGAAGCCCACGCGGUUUGAGUCAGGAGCGAGGAAAAGAAGCGUGAGAAGGAGGCAAGAAGGAACGGAAGAAGAGAAGAGAAUAGGAGAGAAAGAGAAAGAGGGGAAGAUGGCACGCAGCAUAACGUACAUAACUGGAUCGCAGCUUCUGGCUCUUCGGCGGCAACCCAACAUCGCGAUCGUUGAUGUGAGGGACGAGGAGAGGAUCUGCGAUGGCCACAUCUCUUCCUCUCUCCAUUUCCCCAGCGACACUUUCUCCGACAACAUGCCUAACCUUCUCCACCAGGUUAAAGGCAAAGACACCCUCGUCUUCCACUGUGCUCUCAGCCAGGUUCGGGGACCAACUUGUGCUCGAAAGCUUGUCAAUUAUCUUGAGGAGAGUAAGGAAGAUGCCGGGAUAAAGAACAUCAUGGUCUUGGAACGGGGCUUCAAUGGUUGGGAAGCUUCUGGCAGGCCUGUUUGUCGCUGCACUAAUGUUCCUUGCAAGGAGCAUGGGGCUGCAUAACUAGUUAGGAUGGAAUGGAAGCAUUGGCCUCAUGUGUAAUGCGUGCAGCACCUUUGUAUACCAAAAAGGAAAAUGUAUGAUUACUACUGUAAUCACUUCUUAAUGAGUCUUUGAGAAACUCAAUUCCCUAUAUGUGUUGUGCAUCGAUUCCAAUUGUAAGAAAUAUAUCAUUGGAGACUGGACCAAGAAUAACAAAGAUACUAUUCCGUUUC
Molecule: messenger RNA, 827 nt
Organism: Arachis stenosperma
Lineage: Eukaryota; Viridiplantae; Streptophyta; Magnoliopsida; Fabales; Fabaceae
Product: dual specificity phosphatase Cdc25
Exons: 2
Coding region: 220-615 (131 amino acids)
Cellular component (GO): nucleus; cytoplasm
Molecular function (GO): protein tyrosine phosphatase activity
Source: RefSeq, a predicted model, not a curated record